AUGCAAGCACUUCGCAAUGAAUGGGACAGCCUGCUUGGUGAGGCCACACUGGUUGCUCAGGCAAUGGAGAUCCCAACUCAGUUCAAAGGUGAAGAUAAAAGAAAGAAGAGAAGAAAAAGGAUUAUAAAACCAACAGGACCAAGAAGACAGUGCAAGAUCGAGACUCGACUUGUUCCAGUGAAACAACAGCUCAAAAAUGUAGAAAACACCAGUUUUGGAGUUGAAAACAUGACCGGAGGCGCUAUGCAGCAAGAGGGAUUUACAAGCUUUCAGAUUUUUGAAUUCUGCAUUUUCUUUGCCACCUGUGUAGUUGGUCUCAUUGGAAAUGGGCUUGUAAUAUUUCUGACUGGCUGCAGAAUGAAGACGACCGUCAACUCCAUUUGGUUUCUCAACUUAGCGAUUGCAGACUUCAUCUUCUUGUUGUCUUCAAUCAUAGAUCAUCUUUCAACUUUGGGCCAGUUGAGUCUUUACUUCAUGAGUUUCAUUGUCCAGAUAAUGUUAAAUCUAAAUCUGUUUGCUAGUAUUUUCUUUCUUGUAGUUAUCAGUCUGGACCGAUGCCUGUGCACAUGGUUGGUUGUUUGGGCUAAAAAUAAACGAACUACACUUAAAGCCAAGAUCGUCUGCAUAAUUGUAUGGGUUUCAUCCAUCGGCUGCAUCAGCUUUCCUUUCUUUAUAUUUGAUAUGUUUACUCCUGCGUCUUUGGUCACAUAUAAUUUUACAGUGGCCUUCCUCAUCCCCUUUCUGAUCAUUGCAUCUUCAUACACAGCUAUUGGAGUACGAAUCAAACGCCUCAAAAGGGUGAAGCAGUUCAGGUCAUACUGGGUCAUUAUAACUGUAACUCUGGCUUUUUUCAUAUGUUGGUUUCCAUUCCAUGUUUGCGUUUUUUAUGCAGUAACUGCAGUAGGAAAUAACUGGAGUGAUGAAGUAUUGGAGACAGCAAAGAAUGUCAGUAUUUACCUGAUUCAUCUCAACAGCUGUCUGAACCCCAUUCUCUAUGUGUUCAUGUGUGAUGAGUAUAAGAAGAAGCUUAAACAGUCUCUGCUGCUGGUGCUGGAGACGGCUUUUGCUGAAGAUCAUCUGGACUUUAAGGAAGAUGCAGAAAGAUGUGCAGGACAAGAAAACCAAAUUUAA
Molecule: messenger RNA, 1131 nt
Organism: Carassius auratus (goldfish)
Lineage: Eukaryota; Metazoa; Chordata; Actinopteri; Cypriniformes; Cyprinidae
Product: C3a anaphylatoxin chemotactic receptor-like
Exons: 3
Coding region: 1-1131 (376 amino acids)
Biological process (GO): positive regulation of cytosolic calcium ion concentration; complement receptor mediated signaling pathway; phospholipase C-activating G protein-coupled receptor signaling pathway
Cellular component (GO): plasma membrane
Molecular function (GO): G protein-coupled receptor activity; complement receptor activity
Source: RefSeq, a predicted model, not a curated record